AUGUUUCACAAUCGUCCCAGCACUUCGGGACCACCCCCACAAAAACGAAAAUAUGUGAGAAAACAGCUUCCACAACCACCGCAAUUCGUGUCCUCGGCCGUCACUUCUGGACCGAUGCAUCAUCGAAUGCAUGAGCAACACCAGCAGCUCGACGAUGAACGAGAAUUUCUACGCGAUCAUCUUGCACGAAAUGAUCCGUUUUUUCCGAGAGAACUGGAGCCGCAGCAGGACGUCGUCGAGCAGCAGCUACAAUUCCAGGACGCUGAUUGGACCCCGUCCCCGGCAAAGAAAAAAGGAGCUCGUGCUGGAAUUCCAAUUGGAUCACAUCCACCAUGGCCAGAAUAUAUUACUCGUGUGCUUGACGACGUUUUCAUCAAUUGUCAAUUUAUUAAUGAGGAAACGAAAAAGGAAUUGGCCAAGGAACUCGAUUUGACCACCACGCAGGUGAAAGAUUGGUUCAACAGACGUCGCCGACAUGCACUUGAAGCUCAUCAAAAGAACAGUGUCGAACUUCCAGAACAAAUGAGAAUUCUCAAUGAAGCUUACGAAAGAAAUCCAAUUUUGGAUACUGAUACAAAGAAUCGACUUUUGGAUGUUACCAAGUUGUCGGCUAAUUUGAUAUCCAACUACUUCAUCAAACGCUACAAAAAAGAGCAAAAAGAAGCUGGAAUACCGUACGAAGCUGGUCAUUACGUGCGUCGUCGUCGUGUCUACGAAGAAGAAGAAGAAUUUGAAAAUAAUGGAAUUGGAACACCGCAUUAUGAUGAAGAUGGGAAUUAUGUUGGAGAUUAUGUUGAAGUUGUUGAAGAAAUUCCAGAUUGGGAUCAAGAAGUGUACAAUCAGGCGGAGAGAAAGAGGAGAGCCGAGCUGAAAGAGGAAGAGGACAAGCUGCUCGACGAGCAAUUCGCCAAAAAUCCGUUCACCACUGGAGAAGAGCUUACCGAAUUCGCGAAGAAAUUGAAUCGUCCAAGACCUUUUGUCUUAAAAUGGUUUUGGAAGAAGCGCAAACGUCUGGGAAUUGAACGAGAAGUUCCUCCACAACAGGAUGGAAAAAAUGAACUUUUGGAGAAUAUUUUCGAGAAACAUCAAUUUGUGAAUCAGAAAAUCAAAGAAAAAAUCGCCGAAAGGACGAAUAUGAAGCCGCUGGCGGUCCAAAUGUGGUUCAAAAAACGUCGGGACGCUGCAGUAUAUGCGCACGAACAUCAUGGAUAUGAGCUUCCGUGUCAGAUGAAGCUGCUCGAUGAGGCUUACAACAAAUGUCGAAUUAUUAGUGAUAAGGAUCGACGAAAAUUGAUGAAAGCAACGAAAUUGACGUCGAAUUAUAUUUCUUCAUAUUUCAUGCAUCGUGACAAAAUUGCUUCAAGACAGGAAACUGAGAAUGAUACGACAAUUCAAAUGGACGAUUUGAAUGAAGAAGAUGAUGGAGAAGGUGCAGAUGGAGGAAGUCCAAAGAAAAAACGAGUUCUGACAAAACUGGAAGAGGAGCGAAUUCUCGAGGAAUUUUUCCAAAAAAAUGCGUGGUGUGAGGGACAGGAUUUGAUCGAUAUGGCCAAGAAAAUCAAUCGACCAACUGUUUUUCUCUCAAAAUGGUUUUCAAAAGCGCGUAGAAAGUCUGGUGUGAAGCGAAAGGACCCGGAACCAUAUGGUAUUCAUUUGGAGCCAUACUUCCAGAAACAUCAAUUCGUCGACGGAGCCAAAUAUAAUGAGCUCGCUGAGAUUGCUGGAGUCAAUCCGACUACGGUCAAAUCAUGGUACAUGCGCCGACGACUCCGAGCCCAAAAGGCUCACGAUGAGCACGGGGAAGAGCUUCCGUGUCAGAUGAAGGAGCUUCAGGAGGCGUUUGCGGGACAUCGAAAGCUGUCUAAAGGACAUUUUCAAUAUAUCGGCGACAAGAUUGGUCUCACCGCGAAUUUUGUUUCCAACUAUUUCACAAUUCGAAAGCGAAUGAGCAAAGGAGCCAAACGGGGUGAACGAUUGAGUGACAGUGAUGAUGAUGAUGAUGAGCCAGAAGACGACGGAGAGGAGAAAAAUGAGGAAAAAAAUGAAGAAGAAGCUCGAAAAGCUGCUGAAAAAGCUGAAAAAGCUCAAAAAAUGACUGAAAUGUUGGAAGCUAUGACGGAAGAAGAGAGGCAAAAGUAUCAGGAUAAUGUUUUGUACACAAUCUUCCAAAAGACGCAAUUUGUCGACGAUCGCAGAUAUCAGGAGAUUUCCUGUGAAACUGGAAUGCCCGCUGAGGAGAUCCGCGAUUGGUUCCAAAAGAAGCGUGUCAGCUCAGUUGAAGAGUAUCGAAAAGACGGAAAAGAGCUUCCAAAACAGAUGAAAUUGCUCCAUGAAUCAUAUGAAAGAUGUCCAAUGCUCGGCGAUGAUGUUAGAUAUAAUCUUGCGCUGAAGACCUUCCUUCCACCGAAAUCAAUCACCAACUUCUUCAUCAACCGCAACCGAAAAACGGCUAUCAAAAUGCGUGCUGAAUCGUCUUCUGUCGAUGGAGAAGCCGAACCCCCGAAUAAUGACGGCUUCUACGAGUUUAACCUCGAAGAGCCGGCUCCAAUUCUUCGAAAAUCGCUGCGUAAACCGGUUCCCAGAAUUCUCGGCGAUUUUGGAAGUUAUCCGGAGAAAAAUGGUUCGGAAACAGCGGAAAAAGCCCAAAUUUUGAAGAAAAAUGGCUCAGAAACCGCUGAAAUCGCCGAAAAAGCCCAAAUAUCGGAGAAAAAGCCGGUUAAUCGAUUGGUCAUAGACGAGGUGCUGAAAAGCCCGCAGAAAUCGGAGAAAAUCCCAGAAAAAGCACAAGAAAUCGAGGAAAUCGAGGAAAGCCCGAAAAAAUCGGAGAAAGCUCCAGAAAAACCUCAAGAAAUCCAGGAAAUUCCGAAAAAAUCGGAGAAAGCUCCAGAAAAGCCACAAGAAAUUGAGAAAAGCCCGAAAAAAUCCGAAAAACGCCAAGAAAUCCAGGAAAUCCCGCAGAAAUCUGAAAAAACUUCAGAAAAACGACCAGAAAUCGAGGAACUUCCAACAUUUUUCAAGUCGAGUGCUCCGGCUCAAACCCCUGAAAUUAUCAGCGAUGAGGACAUUUUUGCACAAUAUGAAAGCUUGUUGAAUGCGGUUUUUUCCGAAUUUCAAUUUGUUGAUGAUCGUACCAAUUAUCAGUUGUCGAAGCAGAUUCGAAUUGGAAUGCCACAGAUACGCGAAUGGUUCCGCAAGAAACGUGAGAGCUCAGUCGAAGAGCAUCGAACAAAUGGUACAGAGCUCCCAAAGCAAAUGAAGCUGCUUCAUGAAGCAUAUCAGAGAUGUCCGUUGCUCGAUGAAGAUGCUCGUCGAGAUUUGGUGGAAAAGACUCAACUUUUGCCGAAAUGGGUUACCAACUUCUUCAUUAAUCGCAGUCGAAAAGCUCAAAAAGCGGCAGAAAAUGCGGCAGAACCAUCCACAUCGGACGCCACCACCACCUCUGACGACGGAUUUUUCGAUUUUAACAUUGAAAAUCCUGUUGCUCUAACUCAAACUCGAAAAUCCGCUCGUCGCCCGGCUCCAAAAAAUUACGACGAUUUUUUCGGCGAAGACGCUGAUUUGGACGAGCUUCUGCGGGCUACAACCACCAACCCACCGGCGGCUCCAGUGGCAACUGCUUUCACUAAAAUUGGCUCACACAUCAUCAUCUCGCCCAGCCAAAAGCAUAAGUCAACUCAAACAACUGAUUUUGGUCCAAAAGAGGCUCCAAAAGAAGCUCCAAAAGCUGUGGUGGAAACUCUCGAACCGGACACAUCGGAUGAGGAAUUCGUUGCCGAUGAGCUCUUUGAGUUCAAUUUGGACGAUUUUGAGCCCCGUCCGGAUAGGAAGCGCCCAGCCGGGCCGCCCAUCUAUCGCCCGCCACCGAAACAGCCAAAGCUGAGCAUCUCCAAGACCAGAAUUCUCGAGGAAGCAUACGCCAAUCUUCUGAAAGACGGAAAACUGACGGCCCAUGAGAUCGCCACAUUCUUCGCCAACCGCAACAACAACACCGAAAUUGACCAGAAGCCGAGAAUCCACAUGGUUCCCAAAAAGGAAUAAAUUUCCCCCUAAAAUUUUUUGAAUUUUUUUUUGUUCAAUUUUUUCCAAACUUUUUCCCAUGCUUUUCUUGUUUUGUUUUGAAUUUUUUGAAAUUCCACCACUGUUCCCACCGCCACCACCUCUCAAUCACCUCCCAUGAUAUCAUUUAUGUUCUGAAUUAUUAAAAUUUGACGUUGGUAAUAAACUUGAUUGUUAUGA
Caenorhabditis elegans is the source of this 4236-nucleotide messenger RNA. It is a transcript of the gene ceh-100, whose product is annotated as Homeobox domain-containing protein. Bases 1 to 4038 code for a protein of 1345 amino acids. The record is from RefSeq and is marked reviewed. NCBI's taxonomy places the organism in Eukaryota, Metazoa, Nematoda, Chromadorea, Rhabditida, Rhabditidae. The transcript is spliced from 18 exons. Gene Ontology annotation, molecular function: DNA binding. Gene Ontology annotation, cellular component: nucleus.